Molecule: messenger RNA, 1113 nt
Organism: Sycon ciliatum
Lineage: Eukaryota; Metazoa; Porifera; Calcarea; Leucosolenida; Sycettidae
Exons: 4
Coding region: 105-659 (184 amino acids)
Cellular component (GO): cAMP-dependent protein kinase complex
Molecular function (GO): protein kinase A regulatory subunit binding
Source: RefSeq, a predicted model, not a curated record
AUUCACUAAACUGCAAAGGCAGAAGACCAUGGUAGACAGUGUCGAUCUAGGGAACAGAGCGUAAAUACUGGCGCAGAACGUCCGUCGCCUGUUCGCCAAAGCCCAUGGAGGACAUCCAGGAAACGGCGUGUGAGUGCGAGGUGGCAGCGACUGAGGACACGCGGCAGGAGUCGGAGUCCUCUGGCUCUGUCAGUUCUGAUUCCGCGGAUCAGCAGCUGAGCUCAGUAGAUGGCGCUGACGAUCCGGCGAUGCUAGCGCCAUUGCAGUUCGUAUGGCCGUGUAGGCACGGAUUUCAACAGGACACUGGCAAGAAGGCCAUUGAAAACUACUUAGAGCUGUUGGACAUGGACGCACAGAUCUGGAAGUGGAACACGGCUUUCACUGGCGAGAAGAACGGCGUGUACCAGUAUCGUGCGUGGUUCGGCCAGCCCACACGGGCGUACCCGCUGCCGUAUCCCACAGUGGAUGUCCAUUUCGAGCUGAGCGCAAAGACUGAUCCAGUUUCCGUGAAGUUCGCCAUUGAAGACUACAACGUGGUACAUAAGCCUCAGGAGACCCGUCUCCACGUACACUGGCUUAACUUGGCGCUGGACAGCAAGUGCAAGAUGAUACAGGCUCGGAUGGAUUUCCUGAAGCAGGUACAUUCUGCGGCGACAUGAUGCGACGCCUGCGUGCGCACACCGGUGUCUGACUUGUGUGCAUAUGUCAGAAAUAGCCUACAAACUUGCAAGCAAAGUAUCUAUUUUCCGUAGCACACAGUAGCAUAAUAUAGCCAAUCAUGUAUUGUUUGGAAUGGCCCAGUCCUUCCUUGUCCGCCUCUGUGUCUAUUCUUCUUUGCAAGUCACAGAGUAGUGGUUACAAAGACUCGCGCAUCGUACGAACAGGAGGAUCUGAACCUUUUCUAUGUGUACAGUGUCACUGUGUCAUUAUCCAUACAAACAAUUAUCUUGAGCUACUCGCUAUGUGUACUUGAAUACUACUUGAAAGAGAUUUAAAUGUCUUAGUAUCAAUUGAAUCCUAAUAUCAAUCUCCACUUCAAUACGUUUUCCUCAUCCUUAUGAUUAUCAAUUUGAGCCUCAAUGGAGUUUUGUCCUUUGUUCCCCACUCCCAGUA